AUGCCUCGGACCGCUCAAAAAAACGGCCGUAAUCGGGCAGCAGCCCGUCGUUCCCCCAAGCACCAGAGCCGUGCCAAACCGCAGGAUGAAGAGGAGGAGAACGCCGAGGCGACUCGUCUCGACGCCGUUCCGAAAGGGAAGCCCAAGGACACGAAGAGGAAGACCUCGGAGGCACAGCAGCGACAAGGCCCGGAUAGCAAGCGGCGAGAGACUACAGCGGAGCAAGACUCGAAUGCGUUGAUCAGCUCGUUCCAGGUCGCUCAGGGAUCUACAUCUCCUCCCGCUCAACACGCCGGAGAAGUGUCUCCGGGUCCGUCGACACGUCCCAUACAGCCAAUUAUGCUUGGACAAUGGGCUGAAGCAACACACAUCGAUCCUCCAAAGGACGACCGGUCAGGCCUUUCUAUCCAGCACCGCCGAGCCGUUCAGCGUAGCCUACAAACUGCUUCCCAAGCGCCGGUGCCUCGAACAUCGACUUCCUCGCUAUCACUGGCACUGUGCGACCCGGCGUACCCCCAGCAGUCCAAGCCAUCCGGUAGUAUCCCAGAGCAGGCGGCGCCAACUUGGUCGGCUUCGAAAUCCCCCGGAGACAUCACGCCACCGUUCCCGACCUCGACCAACCAGCUCGAAACGACGCACGAAGGUUCCCUGCUGAGAGGCCCACAGCCCAACCCUUUCCUAUCGCAGCCUGUGGCAAGGACGCACCCAUCGCCGUCGCGGCGAGCUCCUGAGCAGAUGGAACACAUGAUGGAGAGGCAGCGCAUGCUGCGCCAGCGGCACGUCGACAGGGACGACCCGCGACUCCGGCAGCCGCAGUUCGACACGGGACCUAUCCCGUUCUUGGGGUCGCCUACUCAAAGCAUUGCAAGCAGCAGCGGCGGCUUGACUCAGGCUGGCAGGUUCGUAGCGGUUCCAAUGGGGACAGGUCUGUACAGAGAGAAUAAGCCGACUCCGUCUUGGGUUCUUCAGCAAAGGGCAAGCCUUGCUUCACUAAGCCCCGUCCCAAGGCCAGGGUACCUGUCUCCGCGGAUCGCGGGCUCUGAGAAUCGGCGCUCAGGCAUAGGGAGUGCGGUGCGCCUCGUGCAGACGGACACGAAUAGCCAGCAGUUCAGAUCGGGCGAGACGUUGUGGCCUGGAGAACCUCCGGCCUCCAUGGCGCAGCCAUUCAACCAAGCACAAUACUCUUCAGGCGACGGGUCAGGAUGGGUGAACGAGCUACGCCGUCGCGAAGCUGCCGCGCGAGAGAUUCAAUGGGACUGCACGCCAGUCGCAAGCACUUCUGCUUCCGUAGAAACUACGAGCGCGGACACGCCGAGUGGUGAAAGCGGUGACGGAUCUGUGCAAGAGUGGACUCAGCGGGCCAGGACCCCAAUCGCGAACACGGGGCACGCGGACUAUUUUGAGCACUUCAUGAAUGCGCUGAUCGAGUAUGAGCAGACAAGCGGGAAAACAGUUUCGCCCGGAGGACUUCAGUACUCGGGCACCAUGGAGCAGCCACCGCCCCAAACAUCGUACUUCGCGCAGGACGUGGGUUCAUCGCAGAGCGACAUGGGCACUCACAGCGACUCUGCAAAAGAGACGCAAUGGGCUGAGACGCCAGGCGCAAGCUUCGCUCCCGCCCUCGCAGGCUCAAACAACCUGGCACUGGACGCCCACAUGCCGACACCGUCGUGCUUGAUACUGGAACCAUCGUCUUCGUCCUUGGACCCAAGCCAGAGCUUGGGCACUGACAUCACACUUGCCUCGGUCCAAGAAGCAUUCGCGCGCAGAAGGGCGUGGAAGCCGGAAGCGGACAUGUUCGCGGGCCACUGCUGGCUAGGAUUUGUGGGGGAGGAUGGGUUCAUCCGCUCGUUCGACCCCCCACGGCCUUGCGACGGCACGUGCGAGAGUCAUCGUAUCCUGAAGCAGGGGCUGGGGGAAUACCGUUGA
Messenger RNA from Trametes versicolor FP-101664 SS1, 1929 nucleotides. RefSeq lists its product as uncharacterized. NCBI's taxonomy places the organism in Eukaryota, Fungi, Basidiomycota, Agaricomycetes, Polyporales, Polyporaceae. Bases 1 to 1929 code for a protein of 642 amino acids. The transcript is spliced from 2 exons. The record is from RefSeq and is a predicted model, not a curated record.